UUCUUGCCAUGAUUGUGCAGAGGAUGGAGAAGCUUGAGGCUCUUGAAGAGAUCAAAUGCCUCCCCCAGCAGGCUGAGCCAGAACAGCAGCAGCUGGGAAAGAAGAGACACCCAGGCACCCGGAACAGCUCAAGCGAAGACACUGCUUUAGAAAGGAAUGCAUGGUAGUAACACAGGUUACCCAGUACAUGCAGAUUUACACAGUCAUGUCAAUAGCACUCAGUGUGUCUGCUGUCAGCUGUGAAACACGUCCUUCGUGCUUGCUGAUGAUAAAAAUCCGCAUAACUCGCAGCAGCUCUGUCUUUUGUGAGGCGUUCAUUCAGGCAGACCCUCUUGUGAACGUUGUUCAUGGGCUCUUCCAUUUGUGCUCUCAGAGCAGGAAACUCUUACUUAGCCCGGUGGCCAACACUCUUUGCCAUGGAGAACAUUCACAAAUGGGAAUUUUACUUACUUUUCCCUGUAGGAACUGAACAGACCAAUCAGUCUUCAGUUGAUGGGAAGAAGACCAGAAGACCUCUGUGUACUUCAGGGGUCUCCCGGGAGAGCUCGAAGGUCAUGGAUAGUUCCACAUGCCAAAGCACCUCAUCUCAGGAAAAAGAUGCUACUCAGACAGCUGUUGAGGGGAGACCUGAAGAAGAAACUCUGUCCAGCAGCAAGCUGCUGAGCUCCCAAGAGCCUGCUCGUCAGGAACUUCAGAGUCCUGAAGACAGCUUGAGUGAGCCAUCGCAGGAGGACCAAGACACUGAAAACCAAGAAGGCAGUACAGAGGAUUCUUCUAGACAGCUGUGUCUCUGUCCUGAGACAAGAACAUCCCUCUCUUCAGGAGCCUCUGAAGAAGACAAUGACUCUGACUUGAAAGAGAGCAGAAGAUUUUUGCAGAAACAGAGAAGCGUUCGUGCGUCAGUGGCAGAGGCCCAGCUUGGAGCUCCUCACCGACAGCAAAACCAGUGUGAAGGGGAAGAGGACCAGGAGCGAGAGAAGCUGCAGGCUGGGUGCUGAGACGCUGCUCUGCUGCUGUGGCUGUGUGUGUUUUACCUUUCAGCGAGCACGUGUGACUGUGUGCCUGUAUAGCACACUGAUUUCCAGCAUUUCUGAAGCAACUGUCCAGAUUCCCGUGUGGGACAGCUGGGCCACACGUAAAAUCCGUAAGCUGUAUGGCUUAGGAUGAUCUACUGGCCCCUUCCCACAGCCCACACGUGCGCGCGUGUACGACCACGUUACCCUCCUGCGGCAGCAAAGCCAAAGACUGCUUGCUGGUAGCUAAUGGGCUCCUUAGCCUUUCGCAAACCGGGUUUUGUUGAGCUGUGUGUCUCUCCUGUUCGAUAAAAGCCGUAUCUGGGGCUGCUGAGGAGCUCCUUCCAGCAGCAGUCUCUCAGAGUCCUGUUGAGACCUUCUGAUGCUACUUUCACAGCUGAUUUCCAUCCCCUGCUUGAGCCUGUCCUGGCAUUUUCUCUGCAUAAUCUCUCUGGUCCCCUGAACUUCAUCGUUAAGCAGCUAUUAUUAGACUCAUUUCUUGGCAUAGACAGGAGCUGUGACAAAGCCUGCAGGUCUACUUACAGAGCGCAGUUAGACGUUUUGUUAGUUGCAUUAAUUAAAUUAAUCCCUUCUGAAAAAAUAAAAGACCUUAAGAGCUCACGUUCAGAGUGUGGAACAAGAUUCCCAGGCUGCAAGCAUCCGGAUAACAAUCCAUCGGGCUUCCUGCGGUGCUGUGUCUGUUCAGGCACUAAUUAGUGCUCAGCGCCCAGGUGAGGGCUGCUGUGCAGAGGCACCGCCAGCUCUCCCCGGGCAGCUCCGCGGGAAUCAGGGAGGGCGGCCGAGGGGCUGCCGGGGGCUGUCGGCAGCAGCGGGGCCAGGGGUGGGAAUGAGCUGGGCACAGAGGAUGCGGACACACAGACACACAGACAGACGUACACCCCAGGAGGGAUCCAGCCCCAGCUGUGCUGGGCAUUUGCUGCCAGGCUUCUCAGCCAGAGCUCCCCAAACCUGGUGUGGCUUUACAUGAGGGUCCUGGCAGAGCGAGGAGGGGGAGAGAGCAGCAUCAGUCACCACCUUUCCCAUCACUGAUCCCGCUUGCUUGCGCCCCCUCUGAUUAGCAGCCCCUUCCUUACGGAGACUGGGCUGUUGCAGAGGACGAGCAAGGCUGGUGGCACGCCGUCCCCAGGAUUACACCGAUGCGUAUUGCAAGCCCGGUCUGCCCGACCUGGCAUCGGUGGGCAUGUCACCAUCCCUACGGUGCAGGGCUAAGCCCUGGGAAAAUGCUGAAAUGGAUGGAGAGGGAAAUGGCUGAAGAGAUUCAGAUGUGCAAUAUAUGGUUGACUGACUGAUUCAUCCUUUGUUAUACAGGAGAUGCAGCGAAAUGGUAUUGCCUGAUCUUAAAAUCACUGAAAUCUAUCACUCUCUUAACUUGACAGCACUUUCUCUUUGCUCUAGGAUGUAAUUUGUUCUUGCAAAGUUUCUUCCUUCUCAGUCUGGGUUCUCCUCUUACAACAUCCCUACAAGAAAGUCACAGUCACCUGGACUCUCCUGGUGUGCAAAGACUUUUGCUACCACACUGCAGGACUUAGGCUAUCAAGGUAGGAUAAUUUCUAAUGAAGAACAAGGGACAGGAUGGGAAAAAGUAGCCCUUGGGCAGUAAAACCGCUUUGGGAAAGGCAAGAGUUGAGUGCUGCGACAUACCUGUGCUGGAGUCCAUCCCAUCCUUUCUGCCAGUGAAUCACUGACUAUGAAAUCCAGCAAUUCUAACAGUUACUCUUUGCUUAAGUGAAGCUGUUAAUCUUCUGGAAGACUAUUUCUUGGCCUGCACAUCAGUGAAACUUUACACAUUAAACCCAAAUAUUUACUGCAUGCUAUACAUCUGCUCUACAACCAAGUGACAUCAACGGCAAGGACUUCAAUCAGCCCCUCGGGUGAUGUAGUUGACAUAAGUUAAACAUAAAAGUCAGCACAUGAA
Dromaius novaehollandiae (emu) is the source of this 2949-nucleotide messenger RNA. RefSeq lists its product as uncharacterized. Bases 348 to 998 code for a protein of 216 amino acids. NCBI's taxonomy places the organism in Eukaryota, Metazoa, Chordata, Aves, Casuariiformes, Dromaiidae. The record is from RefSeq and is a predicted model, not a curated record. The transcript is spliced from 4 exons.